Epinephelus lanceolatus (giant grouper) is the source of this 2548-nucleotide messenger RNA. RefSeq names its product UTP--glucose-1-phosphate uridylyltransferase-like. Gene Ontology annotation, molecular function: UTP:glucose-1-phosphate uridylyltransferase activity. Gene Ontology annotation, biological process: UDP-alpha-D-glucose metabolic process. Lineage: Eukaryota; Metazoa; Chordata; Actinopteri; Perciformes; Serranidae. The record is from RefSeq and is a predicted model, not a curated record.
AGUUCUGUGGGCUUCCUCUGAGCUGAGGAUGAGGAGGACGUCUGUUGUUCUCUGACAGCUGCUGACUCUUUUUCUCUCUGGGACCAUUUUUUUUUUAACUUUUUAACAAACAUAUGGACUCACUGUGAGCGACGCACCUGCUGCCAGAAACCUUCAGACAGUAUCUUUGUUGUGACUUGGUUUUAAGUAGACUGUGAUAAAAUGUCUCUGACUGUAGCUGACCUGACCAGAGGAGCGAUGACAGAGUUCCAGGAGAAGCUCCGUCAGCAGCAUGAGGAGUCGAUGCACCGCGAGUUGGAGGCGCUGCUCAGUACAGCCAACAAGGCGGAGGCAGAGAUCUCCAGAAAAGAUUUCGAUGGCUUCAAAGAGCUCUUCCACAGAUUCCUGCAGGUCAAAGGUCCUUCAGUCGAAUGGGCCAAGAUCAACCGUCCGCCAGAGGACUCGAUCCAGCCGUACGAGAAGAUCAAGAUGAAAGGUCUUCCUGACAACAUCACCGCCAGCCUCAACAAGCUCGCUGUGGUCAAACUGAACGGCGGUCUGGGAACUAGUAUGGGCUGUAAGGGUCCCAAGAGUCUGAUCAGCGUCCGCAACGAGAACACCUUCCUGGACCUGACCGUCCAGCAGAUCGAGCAUCUGAACAAAACCUUUAACGCAGAAGUGCCGCUCGUUCUCAUGAACUCCUUCAACACUGACGAAGACACAAACAAGAUCCUGCAGAAAUACAAACACCACCGUGUCAAGAUCCACACCUUCAACCAGAGCAGGUAUCCGAGGAUCAACAAGGAGUCACUGCUGCCGAUCGCCAAAAACAUGGGGAUGAGCGGAGAGAACGGGGAGGCAUGGUACCCGCCGGGUCACGGAGACAUCUAUGCCAGCUUCUCCAACAGCGGCGUGCUGGACAAACUCCUCGCUGAGGGGAAGGAGUACAUCUUCGUGUCCAACAUCGACAACCUGGGCGCCACCGUCGACCUCUUCAUCCUCCACCACCUGAUGAGCCAGCCGGCCGACAGACGCUGCGAGUUCAUCAUGGAGGUCACAGACAAGACCAGAGCUGACGUCAAGGGCGGUACGCUGAUCCAGUACGAGGAUCACCUGAGGCUGCUGGAGAUCGCGCAGGUGCCGAAGGCCCACGUCGAUGAGUUCAAGUCCGUCACCAAGUUUAAGAUCUUCAACACCAACAACCUGUGGAUCUCUCUGCCCGCCAUCAAGAGGCUGCACGAGAAGAACGCCAUGGACCUGGAGAUCAUCGUCAACCCAAAGACGUUGGACGGCGGUUUGAACGUCAUCCAGCUGGAGACAGCCGUAGGUGCUGCCAUCAAGAGCUUCAACAACGCCAUGGGUGUGAACGUCCCCCGUAGCCGCUUCCUGCCGGUGAAGACGUCGUCCGACCUGCUGCUGGUGAUGUCCAAUCUGUACAGCCUGGACGCCGGCUCGCUCACCAUGAGCAAGAAGAGAGAGUUCCCCACCACGCCGCAUGUCAAGCUGGGCAGCUCCUUCACCAAGGUUCAGGAUUUUCUGACCAGGUUCGAGAGCAUCCCGGACAUGUUGGAGCUCGACCACCUCACUGUGUCCGGCGAUGUCACCUUCGGAAAGAACGUCUGUCUGAAGCCUCCCUCCUCCUCACAAGCCUCGUCCUCCUCCGUCAGCCCGGCUCAGCCAACAGCCAGCACCUCCUCGUCGGAGCCCUCGCAGUCGGAUGAAAGCUCGCAGUCGCAGAGUUUACGGCCUAACAUUACUGCUCAAGCUAACAAGCUGGUCCCACAACGUGAAACUCCCUUCACCUUAGCGGCGAAGGGAAAGUUGUCACAGGAGGAAGUUGAGGAGUGCCACAGAAAAGUCACGACUCAUGUGGUGAAAAGGCUGCAUCCCUUCUCAGAAGCUGAAGCACCGACAUUCAGAGACAUGCUCAGUGCUUUAAACCCCAAGUACACCCAGAAGAUGUCUGACAAUGCCUCUGUCUGGGAUCGUAUCAAGGAGAGUCUCCUGGCUGGAAAGUUGAUCGAUACUGAACAGUUAACAGUGCAUGAUUGUGGAGGAGAUGGUGAGAGGAGCCAGGGCGACAAGCAAGGAGUGGAGAGUGAGGAAGAGGAGCAUCCACCUCCCUGCAAAACUGUGAGGAUGACUCCACUGGAGGAGCUUUUUGCUGACGAAGAUGCUGUAAAGAUGACAUCACUGCAGACCUCCAUAUCCAUCCAGGACGGAGUUGCAGAUGUACAAGGAUAUGCCACCCAUCGUUACAUCUGAUGACCCUGCUGCUUGGUGGUGGACCAUGCAAACGACGUAUCCUUGUUCGUCAGACAUGGCCUUUUCAUUUUUAUGUGUACAGGCCUCCUCUACACCAAGUGAACGAGUUUUCUCCACUGCAGGAAACACAAUCUGUGCUGAACGUUCACGUAUACUGACUGAGAAGGCUUGAGAUAUGCUUAUUUUCUUGAACUGUUUCUAUUCUGUUUUUUAUACCUGCUAGUUUCCUGCAGAAUGUGAAUGACUGACUGAAUGUGAGUCAAUUUGUGGAAAGGUGUAUAAAAAUAAAAAUUGUGUGAAAUAA